AUGGCCUCUACUUCCUCUGGGCAAGAUACCUCUGGUAAUUCGAACAACUCCCAAGCUGCUGCAAAGGACACAAAGCAGUAUACAGAACGCGUUGUGAAGAGUGUUCAGUAUCCGGUGUCGGACCGGCUCAACGUAGAUCAAGUGUUCGACCGGCGGACAGGAAAACCACGCCAUGAUGUACUCAGAGAUUAUUUUAUCAAAGAGGGUCGCAUCGAAGAGGACGCGGCUAUUCGAAUUAUCCAGGAAUGUACAGCAUUGUUUCGACAAGAGAAAACUAUGCUAGACAUAGAAGCACCGGUCACAGUAUGCGGUGACAUUCACGGACAGUUCUAUGACCUCAUGAAAUUAUUUGAGGUCGGUGGAUCUCCAGCCACAACUAAGUACUUAUUCCUUGGAGAUUACGUGGAUCGAGGAUAUUUUUCGAUCGAAUGCGUCCUCUACUUGUGGGCGUUGAAGAUUUGUUAUCCGAACACGUUAUUUCUGCUUCGUGGAAAUCAUGAAUGCCGCCAUUUGACCGAGUAUUUCACUUUUAAACAAGAAUGUAAAAUCAAAUAUUCGGAACGUGUCUACGAUGCGUGUAUGGAUUCAUUUGAUGCUCUGCCUUUGGCGGCGUUGAUGAACCAGCAGUUCCUAUGUGUGCAUGGCGGGCUUUCACCGGAGAUUCACACGUUGGAUGACAUCAAGAGGUUGGAUCGCUUCAAGGAGCCUCCUGCCUUCGGUCCGAUGUGCGAUCUUUUGUGGUCAGAUCCGCUUGAAGAUUUCGGCAGCGAAAGAAAUGCUGAACAGUUUAGCCACAACUCAGUUCGUGGAUGUUCGUAUUUCUAUAGUUACGCUGCAUGCUGUGACUUUCUUCAACACAACAAUCUCUUGUCUAUAAUUCGUGCCCAUGAGGCGCAGGAUGCGGGGUAUCGAAUGUACCGAAAAUCGCAAGCGACGGGAUUUCCUUCACUCAUAACUAUAUUUAGUGCUCCAAAUUAUCUCGAUGUAUAUAACAACAAAGCGGCCAUCCUGAAAUAUGAAAACAAUGUGAUGAACAUUCGACAGUUCAACUGUAGCCCGCAUCCGUACUGGUUGCCGAACUUUAUGGACGUGUUUACUUGGUCACUGCCGUUUGUUGGUGAGAAAGUAACGGAGAUGCUCGUGCAUAUUUUGAAUAUUUGCUCGGAUGACGAGUUAAUGGCCGACGGAGAUGACACUUUCGAAGGUGGAGUCCCAUCGGCACGGAAGGAGGUCAUCCGACACAAGAUUCGAGCUAUAGGCAAAAUGGCGCGUGCUUUCUCUGUUCUCAGAGAAGAAAGCGAGACUGUUUUGGCGCUUAAAGGCCUCACACCAACAGGAACGCUGCCGUUGGGCAUACUUAACGAGGGUAGACGUGGAGUACAAGAGGCCCUCUCAGGAGUACAACCGGGCCAUCGAAUCCAAUCAUUUGCGGAAGCGAAACGACUGGAUCAGAUGAACGAACGUAUGCCACCGUCGAUGGCGACGCCACCCGCUCAGUCGCCGUCAUCCUCACCACAACCGCGUGCGCGUAACGGACCAGAUGCAUAA
Messenger RNA from Necator americanus (New World hookworm), 1548 nucleotides. RefSeq lists its product as uncharacterized. Gene Ontology annotation, biological process: calcineurin-mediated signaling. Gene Ontology annotation, cellular component: calcineurin complex; cytoplasm. The transcript is spliced from 14 exons. Gene Ontology annotation, molecular function: calmodulin binding; calmodulin-dependent protein phosphatase activity. NCBI's taxonomy places the organism in Eukaryota, Metazoa, Nematoda, Chromadorea, Rhabditida, Ancylostomatidae. The record is from RefSeq and is a predicted model, not a curated record. The coding region runs from base 1 to 1548 and encodes 515 amino acids.